Cantharellus anzutake is the source of this 3078-nucleotide messenger RNA. RefSeq lists its product as uncharacterized. The transcript is spliced from 20 exons. Gene Ontology annotation, molecular function: hydrolase activity. Bases 243 to 2954 code for a protein of 903 amino acids. The record is from RefSeq and is a predicted model, not a curated record. NCBI's taxonomy places the organism in Eukaryota, Fungi, Basidiomycota, Agaricomycetes, Cantharellales, Hydnaceae.
CAACUUGCUCCUUGGCGUUAAGGGGGGAUCUGAAAUUCCGGAUGCUCGUUUGCUAAGCUUUUUUGUUAUCCGGGUGAGGUUCGCCUUGGGAGGAACAGCCUCAAGGCCGAGAUAUUCAAUUCGUUCCAGAUACGGUUGUUCCAUCUCCCUGCCACCCCACGAACACAAGCUAGGAUCUUAGCAUCUCCCAAGUCUGUUGCACGGCAGCCAAUCGCGUUGUACAUAGUCGGGAUCGUUUCGAGAUGUCGUUAACACUCGGAGUCACUGCCAAGUUAGGACCACUCUUCCUCGUCACGGCGCUUCGGCACUUUCUUGACAAGUUUGGCGUGACCGAGCCGACGGGUUCAAAGGCAAAGGAGGAGUUUUCGUACGAUGAAGCGUUUUCGUUCGUGAAGUCAUUUCUCGAGGCUACUUCGAGGCACACAGUAGAGGAAAUGCAGGAAUUCUGUAACACCCGAAUUCCAGCGUCGCCCCAUGUUGUUUCCAUACGACUCCUUGUCCCAUUAAGUAGUUGCAAUCAGGCUGCGACGUACUUGAUCAAAGUCCUAGGAGGUGAGGAACAUGCUCGGCGUAUCGUGGGGGGCACGCGCUGGUGGCAAGUACGCGGUCUCAAAGGUAUAGAUGCAAACUGGAUUGCAAUGAAGAAGGAUUGGAAAAUUGCAAAGAAGCAGAGACAGAUGAGUGCUCAAUGGAAGAAGGAAAAUGGUGCCCAGGACGAUGUCGAAAAUCGGCAGGAGUCCCCCGAAAGUGACGAUCAACAAUAUUCGUCAGAGUUGGACCCACUUCGGUGCAUGUACUACAUUCAUGGAGGUGGGUACUUCUUCGGAUCCGUUGACCAGUACAGGUACUCCCUUCAGCGGUAUGCGAGAAAUCUGCUUGAUCGGCGAUUGACGUGCCACGCGCUAUCUGCCCUGUUAGCCAUAAAUUACCGCCUCGCCCCGCAGUACCCUUUUCCCUGCGCCAUUCAUGACGCUCUCGCUGGCUAUCUGUACCUGUUGAAGCCUCCGCCUGGUGCUUCGCAUGAAGCGGUAAACCCAUCUCAAAUCAUUAUUGGUGGGGAUAGUGCUGGUGGCGGAACCGUGCUAGCGCUACUGCAAGUUAUUCGUGACGCAGGGUUGCCGCUUCCUGCGGGAGCUGUAUUAAUCAGCCCAUGGGGAGAUCUCACGCACAGCUUCCCGAGCGUGUUCGAGAACACGGUGACGGACAUCGUUCCAUCAAAUGGACUCAGUCUCUUUCGCCCUUCGACAUUGUGGCCCCCGCCUUCCGAGGAGAUGGAAACCGAAGUAAAGGGAAGACUCACCACUCGCAUACGUGACAUCGUGAGGGUGGACAACAUCAAGUCCGUCCUCACUCCUUCGAGGGCGACAAUUGACUUGCUGCCAUCUCCAUUGGGGAGAUCUACCGCAACGUCUGGUGGUGAAUCGCCAACUUCUCCUUCCGAUGCGCCUCGAACCAUCCUUGGUGACACGGUCAUUGAGCCACCAUCACAGGGAGAGGAAACGAAGCAUGCGAUGGAGCCGAGCCUCAGUGGUCUGCAUCCGAGGGUGGUGUACCCUCCUGCAGAAGAUCCCAAGGCUCAGCCGCAUACCGAGUUGCCCCAAAUGAGGGGAAAGGCCAUUGUGCUGGAUGUCGAUGGUAAACCGGUUGAGAUAAAGAGCCAGAUUCAGUUGUACGCGAUGAACCAUCAAUUAACCCAUCCUCUCGUCUCGCCCGUGUUGAGCUAUCUAGGCGGGCUUCCACCUUUGUUCGUCAUUGCAAGCGAUAAGGAGUUGUAUCCUCCCCUGAGAGGCAUCGAAGAACGAUACGGACCAACUAAUGUACAUCUUCAGAUAUAUGAUGAGACGUGUCAUGUCCUCCCUAUGUUAUCUUUCACAACGCCAGCGAAGUUUUGCUAUCGAGCUAUCGUUGCCUUCUGUCUUCAUGUUGCCCCCGGCUCGCUCGAUCGACAUCUUUCGAUUCGUGUUCCGCCUCCAUCGUCAUUUGACAGCCAAUCGUCGGCUUCAAGUUCAUCACCGAAUAAUCCACGGUCGACAUCGGCAUCAACAUCACUUUCGGAUGACUCCGCCGAUCGUCGGUCUCCCUCGACCACGCCAACUUCCCGAAGUCUCUUUCAUCGCGUUUCUAUGAAAUCUAGGAGCUCCCUGCGGUGGCCUGUAGUCGCAUCUCCAACAUCGGAAAAAUCGGAAGAAUGGGAGGAGGUGGGGCCAAGAUUCGCGCCGCGCCGGUCCAAGUCUGGACCUGGUUAUGCUGGCCAUGCCAAUGUUUACAAAACAGACGAUCCCAACGCGUCACCAUUCAAAGACCACAUGAUUCGGGAGCGGGUCUCGAUGAAGGGUGAGCUUCGAGAGCUGGAACCCUCUUCCCAACUUGCUGGCUGCAUACAUCCCUUCGAAAAGAUCGGGAAAGUGAACGAGACGGGCGCGAAACGUUACCUCUCCGGUCAGGCAUUGUGGGAUAAGAGAUAUGCCAAGGAUGUCCAGCGCGUUGCGAAGAAUCGGCAGAAACACCUCAAGCUUGCGAAAGAAGAAACGCAAAAAUCUCUUGAGAAGUUGAAAGCUCGCUUAGAUGAAUUUAGACUGCAUGAAGAUGCUGGUAACGGAGGCGCAGUUGCGGAGUGUAGCCCCAGUUCCUCUGACAGCGUGGACAAGUGGGAUAUAAAUUCGCCGUUGUGGAAUUGGGGUUGGGCGCUGGAGGGAGAGAAUCCGCCACCGUCUAGUAUUGUCGCUCGGCGGGACACUGAGGAAGCCAGGCGAUUAAGUAAAAUUGCCGAUAAACGACUGGAUGAACAAGAGGUACGGGCAAGUGGCAAUAACGUUUGGGCUAUUGCGGUGGAUACCCUCACUCGUGGCUCUUACAAGCAAUGGAAGGCGAGACCGGCUACAAAGGAUCGGAAGAGCUUAUUCGGGUUGUUCCAGGGUGGUGUCAAUGACCCAUUUCCCGAGGAGACUCUAUGAGAAUAUCUCGAUGUACAGGAUAAUUGUGUUAUAUAUAAGAUGGUCGAAAUGAUGAAACUUGUUUUAUAUUAGAUUCAUUGUUGAUCGUAAAGCGGAACAACAGAAGACAGAAGAAGAGACUCAA